GCUCGCUGUCGUCCCCGACCAGUCCUUCUUUUUGUCCUUGAAUUUGCCUCUGCACCUCUGUACCUGUACCUGCUCCCUUUUGGCUGUCUUAAUAUCACCGUCUGACUUAUUCUACUAACUUAUUGGAACUAUGUGGUGUGACAACUGUCUCCUCCUACUACCCCUCCGCGCUGGAAGUAUCGCCUGGAAUGCUGCCAUCUUCAUUUACAGCAUCGUCGGUGGUAUCUUCUUUUUUCUGUGGGGCCCAUACUUUUUCUUUAUAUACCCUGAAUGGCAGAUCUAUGGUGGUAUUGCUAUGGCUAUCGGUGCUGUUGCGCUGAUCAACGUUAUUGCGCUUUCAAAUAAAUCGUACAUUUGGACACGUGUAUGCAAAUUCUUAUGGCCACUCAUAGUGGUCAUAUCGGCUGUUAGAGAUAUUAUCAUCAUCGUGGAGCUUCAGCGGGGGAAGGACAAGAUCAACUGGGAGUGCGACAACGACUCGACCAUCUACCCGGACAAUGUGAACUAUACGACGUACAGUCUACCGUCGUGUUUCUGUAACGUCGGUUACAGUAGCAUCGACACUGCAUGGAUCAUUGCCGUACUCGUUGACCUUUGCUUCCAGUUCUACGCUAUGUUCCUCAAUUGGAGAUUCUCGAAACGGCUGGAGCACUAUUCCGGCAUGAAGGGACCCUUUUACGGAGGUUACUACAACGCUUGAUCCUAGGUUUCGUUCCCGUUUUCCUCCGUCGCUGAUCCUUCCUAGGAUAUUUCUACUCCUCUCUGGACUUCCGCGACUCGGCUCUCCUCUCCUCCUUUACGUUUAGGGUUUUGCUACUACUAUUGACGAACGAUCACGAUUAACGACACCUUACGUUUCCCGGCUUUUGUUCCGCCCAUCACGACCUCUGCCUUGACGCUCGCGUUCCCUUCGGGGACUUGUAUCUUGUCAUUGAUAUUUCCUUCCCGCCCCCGUACCGCUCGAAAUGCUUAUUAGGUUCCUGUGGCGUCGCGCCCUGGACCAUUGUGC
Messenger RNA from Stereum hirsutum FP-91666 SS1, 1009 nucleotides. RefSeq lists its product as uncharacterized. NCBI's taxonomy places the organism in Eukaryota, Fungi, Basidiomycota, Agaricomycetes, Russulales, Stereaceae. Bases 131 to 700 code for a protein of 189 amino acids. The record is from RefSeq and is a predicted model, not a curated record. The transcript has 9 exons.